UCUAGAGUGGGAGUCAUCAUUGAACACCAUCUGCAUCUUGCGCAUGUAACGGAAUGACGUGCGAAUCAAAUCUGGUAUAAAUACAGAUAACCAUAUAAAACAUACGCAGUGAUCUUGUUACAUCUCCCAGAAACGGAUUACCUAGCGAAUUAUAUCGUAACGUAUACGAGAGAUUGAUACGGUCUUGAAUUAUUAUUCGUUUAACUACCUACAUAGGUACCUCUUACCUCUAUUCUGUACCUAAUAUAUCUUCCUCUUGCCUAUUAUACGUCUAUCAGACUAUUAUACAUACAGAAUUAUCUGUCAUACGACAAAAUGACACAGGAAGCUAUUACUGGCAAGCAGCCUAAAUAUGGUCAGUCAGAAUUCAUUUCUUAUCGUGGUUUCUAUUUGCGUGCUUUUAAUGCAGCUGCUUCUUUACUCCCUUUACUCCCAAGCGUUUAUGGUAUAGAGCAGUGACUGAAUACUUGGAAGAAAGAACUCAGCAGCAACCUGAGAACCCAUUCGCGAGUCUGAUUCCAGACCAGGAAAUUGCCAUUAUUCCAAGCUUCACUCUCGAGUCUGGAGUUACUCUACAGAAUGUGCCAUUGGCAUAUACAACGCGAGGAAAGCUGUCUCCGAAUGCAGACAAUGCUAUGGUCAUCUGUCAUGCCUUGACGGGCUCAGCUGAUGUUAGCGAUUGGUGGGGACCUCUUCUCGGCGGUCCUGGCCGGGCAUUUGACACUUCUAGAUUCUUCAUUGUCUGUAUGAACAGUUUAGGUAGCCCCUAUGGCACGGCCAGCCCAGUAACCGUCAAGGAUGGCGAUCCGAACAACGAGAGAUACGGCCCCGAAUUUCCUCUUACCACAAUAAGAGACGAUGUCAAUUUGCAUAAGCUUCUUCUCGACGACCUAGGCGUACGCCAGGUAGCUGCCGUCAUCGGUGGAUCCAUGGGCGGUAUGCUUGUGCUUGAGUGGGCGUACUUCGGCAAGGAUUAUGUUCGGAGUAUUGUUCCGAUCGCUACUUCAAGCCGCCAUAGCGCUUGGGGAAUUAGUUGGGGCGAAGCCCAACGACAGAGCAUAUAUGCGGACCCAAAGUAUGAUGAUGGAUAUUACUCAUUCUCCGAUCCACCUACGACCGGCCUUGGAGCCGCCCGUAUGUCCGCCCUUUUGACCUACCGGAGUCGGAAUUCCUUUGAGGCACGGUUUGGGCGCAAUAUCCCAGACCCGGCUAGGCGCCAAACCAUCAGGGAAAGACCCCGCCCGAGCACUCCAUCCGAGGCUCAUUUUCAUAUUCACAAUGAUGGGCACAAGACAACUCGGUUAUCAAGGAACAAUAGCCACGCCAGUGAGGCCGAUGCGGGCAUUCAUAAUGAUACCAAUGGUCAAUCACUAGAUCCCCAAUUCUCCGGCCCGAAGACAGACAUUUCUACUGAAAGUAAUUCGUUGCCAACCACAACCUACUUCUCAGCUCAGUCAUAUCUUCGCUACCAAGGCGGGAAAUUUGUCAAGCGCUUUGACAGUAACUGUUAUAUUGCGAUCACGCGGAAACUAGACACGCACGAUGUUUCUCGAUACCGCGCUAGUACCGUCGCCGAGGCACUCGCUCUCAUUGAGCAGCCCACCUUAGUUUUGGGGAUUGAAAGUGACGGGCUCUUCACAUUUGCUGAGCAACAAGAGUUAGCGGAGCACAUCAAGAAUGCCCGGCUUGAGAAGAUAGACAGUCAAGAAGGCCACGAUGCCUUUCUGUUGCAGUUCGAACAAGUCAACAAGUAUAUCCUAGAGUUCUUACACGAGACGCUGCCGGACAUUAUGAAUAAAGAAGGCGAGCACGUGGAGGCAGCUAACGUCGGUCGGAUAACUAAAUCGAGCACUUUCGGAGAGGCAGAAGUAGAAGUAGAAGAUAUCACGGCGUGGUGAAUAGCUCAUGCGCAUAGACUACGACAAAUGAAUUGAUAUUGGAGUUAUUUGAGUUGAGAAAAUUGCUUACUUUGAGUUUAUUUCUACCGCGAUUAAACCAUGUUUCGAAAUCCGGAGCCAAUACUUGGCAGUACCGGGUUAUGUCCGGGAUCGAGAGACAUACAGAACAUGGCAUGUCUACCUAGUCGUCCCGAGUUAUUGGUAAAGAUAGUCAGCGUCAAAUCAGACAUCCUGCCCAUGACAUGCGCAUCCAACUGAACCACCUAUAGUAGCAUCUGCUGAGGUAGCGUGUGGUGCCGCUGACCCGAGCCAAAUAAACUUGCAUACGUGCAAAUUUGGGGUUUCAGUGGGUAUCGGUAACUCGGAUGCAUAAUAAUGUCAACGAAUACCGGAAGCUAUAACUUAUACUAGUUAUAUACUACUUAGGAAGUAAGGUUAGCUUCUAACAAGCAUAGAUUAUAUCAGGAAUAACUAAACAAUCUACUUUCCAAGUAUUUGUAGGAUCGGGACAUGAUUUUGAAACCCUUAUUCCAGAAGGAAUAUUAAAUAGCCUAAAUCUUACGGUUAUACAACAUAUGUGCCGGCCUGAGUUUUAUACUUUGUGGUUCUUAGAAGGUCC
This is a messenger RNA of Daldinia loculata, 2517 nucleotides long. Its product is annotated as homoserine O-acetyltransferase. Gene Ontology annotation, molecular function: homoserine O-acetyltransferase activity. The record is from RefSeq and is a predicted model, not a curated record. Lineage: Eukaryota; Fungi; Ascomycota; Sordariomycetes; Xylariales; Hypoxylaceae. The transcript is spliced from 2 exons. Gene Ontology annotation, biological process: L-homoserine metabolic process. The coding region runs from base 636 to 1898 and encodes 420 amino acids.